This is a messenger RNA of Oryctolagus cuniculus (rabbit), 1837 nucleotides long. It is a transcript of the gene NFS1, whose product is annotated as NFS1 cysteine desulfurase. The record is from RefSeq and is a predicted model, not a curated record. NCBI's taxonomy places the organism in Eukaryota, Metazoa, Chordata, Mammalia, Lagomorpha, Leporidae. Gene Ontology annotation, molecular function: cysteine desulfurase activity; pyridoxal phosphate binding. Gene Ontology annotation, cellular component: cytosol; mitochondrion; nucleus. Gene Ontology annotation, biological process: [2Fe-2S] cluster assembly.
CCGAAGUCGGCCGCCGCUCCAGGUGGUGGGCUCGGCCACCGCGACCAUGCUGCUGCGAUCCGCCUGGCGGCGGGCGGCCUCGGCGGUGACCGCGGCCCGAGGGGCGAGGCCUGCGGUGCCCACCCGGGAGCUGCGCCUGCGCGUGGCGGACCAUGCUCCCUCAGGCACAGCCGCUGCUCCGGAGGUGGAGGCAGUGCUGCGACCUCUCUAUAUGGAUGUGCAAGCUACAACUCCUCUGGACCCGCGGGUACUUGAUGCCAUGCUUCCUUAUCUGGUCAACUACUAUGGGAACCCACACUCCCGGACACACGCUUAUGGCUGGGAGAGUGAGGCAGCCGUGGAACGCGCUCGCCAGCAAGUAGCAUCUCUCAUUGGAGCUGAUCCUCGCGAGAUCAUUUUCACUAGUGGUGCUACUGAGUCUAACAACAUAGCAGUUAAGGAACUAGAGGCCGCCAUCCAGCCAGAUACCAGCCUGGUCUCCGUCAUGACUGUGAACAAUGAAAUUGGAGUGAAGCAGCCUAUUGCAGAGAUAGGGAGGAUUUGCAGUUCCAAAAAAGUAUAUUUUCAUACCGAUGCAGCCCAGGCUGUUGGAAAAAUCCCACUGGAUGUCAACGACAUGAAGAUUGAUCUCAUGAGCAUCAGUGGUCACAAAAUCUAUGGUCCCAAAGGGGUUGGUGCCAUCUACAUCCGCCGCCGGCCCCGUGUGCGCGUGGAGGCCCUGCAGAGCGGAGGCGGGCAGGAGCGGGGUCUGCGGUCUGGGACAGUGCCCACACCCCUGGUGGUGGGGAUGGGGGCUGCGUGUGAGGUGGCCCAGCAAGAGAUGGAGUACGAUCACGAGCGGAUUUCAAAGUUAGCAGAGCGGCUGACGCAGAAGAUAAUGAAGAGCCUUCCAGAUGUGGUGAUGAACGGAGACCCUGAGCAGCAUUACCCUGGUUGUAUCAACCUUUCCUUUGCAUAUGUGGAAGGGGAGAGUCUGCUCAUGGCACUUAAAGAUGUCGCCUUAUCCUCAGGGAGUGCCUGCACCUCUGCAUCGCUGGAGCCCUCUUACGUCCUUAGAGCGAUUGGCACCGAUGAGGAUUUAGCACACUCUUCUAUCAGGUUUGGCAUUGGCCGCUUCACUACAGAGGAGGAAGUGGAUUUCACGGUAGAGAAGUGUAUUCAUCACGUGAAGCGACUUCGAGAAAUGAGCCCUCUCUGGGAGAUGGUGCAGGAUGGCAUUGACCUCAAGAGCAUCAAGUGGACCCAACACUAGAAGAGUGGGCCUGACUUUGUACUAGCCUGGCCCCUCCUAUCUCAUGGACCCUCACACAGCCAGGAACCCUGUUAUACCCAGUUGGUGUCUCACGGUCAAACCUGCAUUGGUAUGUUGACUUCAGCCCGCCUCCAGGACAGAAACACAGGGAAGCUGUUUUUCCCUUGGACAUUAUUCUGAGGCAAUAGAGACAUUCACUAUGAUACUACUUCUGGACACGCCUGAGUCCUGGUGGGGAAAGCAAGAGGAACCAGAAAAGGGUUUCUGUUUAGGGACCCUCGUGCUCUAUGGACAUAUCAGUUCUCCCUCUCUGCUGCUCAGCUGGACUGGCUGCAACAACAAGAAGAAUCAACUUCAACUUAAUCUUUCACAGCUCCUGAGGAUGUAUCUCCACAUUGACUGUAGACCAAACAGUAGACUUGUUAGAUGGCUUCUCCCCUUUCUGUUCUCAUCCUCCUCAUUUGCUUUUGACCCAGUGGAGCUAGAAAUAUCUUUAUGAUUCUACCCCAUUAUUCUAAUAAUUUAUGUUUCUUUCCUUAGUAUUUGUUAAUUUGAAAACUGGAGAAAUAAAUUCCCUUUCUCUUC